AUGGCAGACGUGUCCAGCAACGUGCUGAAAAGGCCUCACCCGGAGGACGAAGAGGUGAAUGCGCAGAAAAGAUCACGGUCCAACAAUGGCUCUCCCAUGCCUGGCAGCAAUGGCCCGGCCCCGGGCAAGGUCGACAUCGACAAGAUGGUGGCUGAGGCGCGGGCAAAAGCAGAGGCGGUUCGAGCCCGACUGCAGGCCGCGAGGGGAGGGACUCCCGGGGUAAGCUCAUCUGGACCUUCUCCUAGUCCAGCACCCGCUUCAGCCAGUUCGUCCAUGUCCAGAUUGGAGCAGAUGAAGGCAAGAGUGGCAGCGGCGACAGGGAAAGUGAACGCAGCUGCUCAGCAACGGGCGUCCGCCCCGGCUCCUACCUACAAGCCCCCGGCCUACGAUGAUGAGGGGCUGUCGAAGGCACGAGGUGGCUUGGAUAUAGGACUUCAUCCUGCUCUCCUAUCGGACACGAUUGAUGUGAGAGGCACAAAGGGUCGUCAGGCGGUGCCAUCCAAGGCAAAUCGCCAGGAGUCACCCGUCCCGGCUCCUAAAGAGAAACCAGGACUGGAUUUAUCGGGUCCUUCCUUGGAGGAAAUGAAGAACAACCCAUAUUUCGACCCGAACCUUGGCACGAAAGAAAUAGCGAAACCUCGCCAUUCGCGGCAACUUAUCUUCAACCAGAAGGGGAAGUACAUACAGCAAGCUGCGGCUUUGCGACGUCAGGCCCAACUGGAAGAAAUGAAGAAGCGGAUCGCGGAAAGGGCACGUCAAGCUGGUAUCGACGAGGACUUGGACGUCGAAAAGGCUUUCAUGGUUCCUGCUCCACCUGCCAUUGAGUGGUGGGACGAGGGUUUAGUUAACGGGAACGAUUACUCUGCUAUUGACGACCCCAAUAAUCUGAAGAUCGACACGCCUGAUUCCAUAAUUACUAUCUACAUCCAGCAUCCCGUUCUUCUAGACCCUCCUCAAGACAAACUUAUUCCGCCACAGAAGCCAAUGUAUUUGACAGCAAAGGAACAAGCGAAACUUCGCCGGCAGCGACGAAUGGCGGAUCUGAAGGAGCAGCAAGCGAAAAUCAGACUGGGACUCGAACCCGCGCCUCCGCCAAAGGUCAAGAAAUCCAACAUGAUGCGGGUUCUCGGCGAGGAGGCUGUUAAAGAUCCCACCGCUGUGGAAGCUCGUGUUAACCGAGAAAUCGAAGAGCGUCUAAGGAAACACCAGGAAGCCAACGAGGCGCGGAAAUUAACCAAGGAGCAACGGCGUGAGAAACUCGCGAGUCAGCAGGAGAAAGAUGCUGAAAGGGGUAUCUACAUGUGUGUGUUCCGGAUCGACAGCCUAGCAAAUGGACGUCAUCGUUUCAAAAUCAGCAAAAAUGCUGAGCAAAUGGCGCUCACCGGUUUGUGUGUGAUGCAUCCAAAGCUGAAUCUAGUGGUUGUUGAGGGAGGUGCCCACUCGAUCAAUCAAUAUAAGAAGCUCAUGCUGAAUCGUAUCGAUUGGACGGAGAACGCCGGCCCGAGCCCGGCGCAAGCAAACAAUCGUGAACCAUUAGCAUCAUGGUUGUCCGCGGAGGAUGAGAAGGGUGAAUUGAAAGAUCUUGGAUCGAAUACCUGUACUUUAAUAUUCGAGGGUCAAGAGAAAGCGAGAGCUUUCAGGAAGUGGCUGGGAGCCCGGGUUUGCGAGACAGAUUCGGCCGCUAAGGACGCUUUGGCACGAGGCAAGAUGGAAAACUUCUGGACCUUGGCGAAGAGCUGGAAACCGAGCGGUGCCUAA
This is a messenger RNA of Rasamsonia emersonii CBS 393.64, 1758 nucleotides long. RefSeq names its product U4/U6 small nuclear ribonucleoprotein. The record is from RefSeq and is a predicted model, not a curated record. Lineage: Eukaryota; Fungi; Ascomycota; Eurotiomycetes; Eurotiales; Trichocomaceae. The transcript has a single exon. Gene Ontology annotation, biological process: mRNA splicing, via spliceosome. Gene Ontology annotation, cellular component: U4/U6 x U5 tri-snRNP complex. The coding region runs from base 1 to 1758 and encodes 585 amino acids.